This is a messenger RNA of Iphiclides podalirius (scarce swallowtail), 930 nucleotides long. NCBI's taxonomy places the organism in Eukaryota, Metazoa, Arthropoda, Insecta, Lepidoptera, Papilionidae. The record is from the annotation of a GenBank genome assembly.
AUGCGAAGUAACGUCUCCAAGCAGUUGCAAAAAAUCGCCAUUUUUGAUCGACUGAAUGUAGAGGCCCAACGACCAGAAACAAUACAAAAUCCAAAUUUGAGAAUUGACUAUGAUAUUUUGCGUUCGUUUGGUCCCCACGGCAAAGCAAAGAGGAUCCCACAAUGUGGUGUAAGGCCACCACAACAGAACCUGUUGGUGGGGGUCCACACGCACGCAGAAAGGGUGCGGGGAAGGUCUAGACGUGGACCUCAUGUACCGAUAGGUGCGGAUGCAAAGAAAAGUCUAAAAAAGGAGAUUGAACGGCGAAUAGAAGCUGUACCGAGAAUUGUGCAUGAACCACGACUUUUGAGUGCAGAACCAUCACAUUACAUUUUGGAACCCCAGCAGCCUUAUCAUUAUCGCUUCCGCGCUGUUGAUGAUGUCAAGACCUUGGAGGAGGAGAUCGCCCGCCAGGACGCGGGCCUCCGCCGGCGGCCGCGCGAGUCCCUGCGCUCGUUCCUGCUCUCCUCGCUGGCGGCGCCUCUGGACGGCCGCGGCCAGAAGCUGGUGCACCAGUUCUGCGACGCGUACGAGUGCGCCCGCCACCACCCGGCCGAGUUCGGCGACGACGAGUACAGGGCUUACAGCCGUCUGCUGCUGAAGCUGCUUGACGCUGCCCGCCUGUUGAAAAGCGUGGGGGCCUGCUCCAGGGCUUCGCCCCGUGACAGCCCGCAGCGGCGUCCCGCGCGCCUCUUGGACCCCGCGCGCCUUCGCCCCACCGCCCUCGCAGCCCUACCCGGCGCUAAUAAACUCCCCGCCGUAUUGCACAACCAGUACACCGCCCUGGAGAACAUGCCGGUGGAUGCUAAGAUAGAGGAGGAGAUCAUCAGGGUCCCGGUGCAGAGCCCCGCUGAGUCUGUAGCGAAGGCCCCCGCGGACGAGACGGCCGUG